CUCCGUUUUUGCCCCAAAAGUCCCAAUAAAACCGCCAAGUUGGAGAAAUUACAGACCCUAGAUAAAAAACCUUAUUUAAUUUUAGACAUGGACGAAAUAAGUCUAAGUACAAUCCAGGCCUUGGAGAGGAUACCCCUGGAACAGCUCAUAGAAACCUAUAUAAAAAUGAGCGUGGAGGUGAUUAAGGAAAUGCAGAAUCGCGACGAUCCUGAAUUUUUGAGAAGCCUCAAAUAUGCGAAGAGUCAAAUGACGCGUGAAGAAUUUUUGUCCAUACAAAUCGAAGUGUAUGCAGCAUGCAACCAGUUUGCGAUGCAACAAUGCACGGUUUUCUGUGUUUCAGCUGUCGAUCAGAUCGCUCACAUGGUGGUCUUGCACGACUCCGUAUCUCUGAUGGAUCUGUAAACAAAAACACUAAAGCAACAGGCUGCAGAUAUCACCCAGCAACAACAAUUCACCGUAAGAUUUGAAAUACACUCGCCGCCGUCUCCACAUCUCAUAGAAAUCAGGACAUCACCAUCACUUAGUUUUGGAGUGAUCAAUAGUAGGACAAAGCAUAACUAUAUCUGCAGCCUUUUUAAAGCCGAUUUCACCUAUCACACGAUUUAAAAAUGUUCAAAACAGCAGUAUUUUUAAAAGUGCAUCUAGCACUGGUUUACAGGGAACUACAGACAACACACAGUUUAGACAUAAACAAAAUCUGAAAAAAAAAACUAUCCUAUCAUUGGCGUGUAACUAGGAAGUCUUGAAAGGUGAAAUCAGGCAAAUCACAUCAGCAUUCUUCACCAAAAAUAUUAAUGCAUCCUCUACAUGUUGCAUCAAUUUACUUUAUGAGCUAGUAGUCUGAUUUUCUUAAGAUAUAUAAUAUAUAUAUAGUGGGUAACCACUUGUUAGGUCUAUAAAGGACCUUGGCGCACACUGGGCACAGCUGCGACACAGAUCAGAUGCACGUUGUCGCGUUGUCAGUGUGUUGCUUUAUGCGCAAAGUGACGAAUGGUAAUGUGUCAUCUUUAGGCGAGAUUCCACCGGUGUGCGGUGCUGUGACACAUGUUUCUGUACAACUUGCUUUAGCAAACACCAUCAAAUAGCGAGCAUCAUUUUAAAAUUCUUACCCUUGCGCGAAACACACAGUCGAUGAUUACAUUGUAUUUCUUGUCUACCAAGAAAUAUGCGCAAUUUUUGUUUAUGGAUCUCGCCAUUAUUGAGGUAUUUUAUUACUCAAAGAUAUCGUCAAGUAGUUAGUUCUAGUUAGGUGUAAAAUCUCAUUGGACGUAAAACGUUUAUUAGAGUUCAUCUUAAUGUUGAAGAAAAAAAAAAUAGAACCUACUGCUGUAACUAUGUGAACGGUCUCAUCAAUGUAUUAGCAAUAUUGUCAGGUUAAGGACAUUGCUCACUUAACGGCUCUUUCCCGACAUAGAAAUUUGACAUUACUUGUAUGAGGGCUGGUAAGCAUAAUCAAUCUCUGGUAAGCAUAACAGCAGAUAGAUAGAGUAUUGGGAACAGCCGUUAGUCACUUGAGGCACCACCUAUCUACAUCCACUUCGGACUGCCUAACAUCAUUAUCACGCGUGAUCCACUGGUCUACUGACUGGCAAGUCGCUUGAUGCCACAUUGACAACACGCCAACUAGUGACCACAAGACAUCUACCUGUCAACAACCAGUGGACAUCUUACAAGUCGUGUGGGGGACAGUGAGCUAUGACCUUUACAAUAUUAAUUAUCACUAACAUAUAUGUGUGCAUUUAAUGUUACUCACGGAAAAAUAAUAAGCAUAUACCACAAUAUUUAACCAUAUUUAAUAGAUUAUCUUCAGUAAGGGUCUAAUCACACUAAAACAGUGGCAAAGGAAAACAAAUAAUUGAAUACAACAUUGCAAACUGUCAGCUGCUGCGAGUAGCUUUUGUUAUAGUGUGGUAUAACCCUAAUUAAAUUAAAUAAUAUAAAAACUUGGAAUUAUUAUAGUAAAAUAUUCUAGAGUUAGGACUCGUAUUCGUUCUAGAACACGGAUCACGUAUCUAGAACUUUUUUGUUUUAGUCUAUUUUUUAUAUCUGAAAAGAAAACAAAGCAACAGUAAAAUCCCAAAAGGGGUUACGUUUCGGGACGUUUAACCUCAAAAUUAAUUGAUGAAAUACAUGAACAGUCAAACUGUUAAUUUAAUUUAUCCUCUUAAAGCUGUUGGUCGAUCAAUAUAUCUAAAUUUAUAUAACAUGUAUGUCGACUUAACGAAAUCUAAACUUGUAAUUAAUUUGUUUUAAUUCUGAAAUAAACAACUUAAAUGUGAAUAUGCGAAA
Messenger RNA from Helicoverpa zea (corn earworm), 2289 nucleotides. RefSeq lists its product as uncharacterized. Lineage: Eukaryota; Metazoa; Arthropoda; Insecta; Lepidoptera; Noctuidae. The record is from RefSeq and is a predicted model, not a curated record. Bases 88 to 402 code for a protein of 104 amino acids. The transcript has 5 exons.